AUGUCCCCUACCCAAGUUCCUUCAUUCGACCGCACUCUGUAUCGCACCCAGUAUAAAGUGGGCCCACUACUCGAGCAGGGGUUUCGAUAUGCUUUCUAUGCUCUCAGUCUCCUCGAUAACAUGAUAGAUACAGAGAAGCGAGAGGUCAAGUCCGACCUACCGCUCCUUAUUUGUGCUGAGCUUCAGCAAGCCGCCAACCAGGUUUUCGAGGGCUUCCAAAAUGCCUUGCGAAUGCCGUGGUCACUUGAGGAGUUCGAAGAAGCCUAUGCUGAGUGCGGCGACAAUGAGGAAGAGCUGGUUCGUCGGUGUCCUCCUCCUCAAGACCUCCACGACACCCCGAAUAAUCAUGCCACGAGCCACUACACGCCGACCUUCUUCGUUGACAAAAAUGACCGGCUUCUCUUUGCCUACGUGCCCGCCAUGCUUAGAGAGAGUCGAUGGCAAAAUUUACUCCAGGCCACCACCCCAAUCUUUAACCAAGCUUCACGAGAGCACAGCAAGUUUAUUCGGCACAGCUCUCAUUCGGUCAAGGCCCGUACAUUCGGCCUGCAACCCGGAGUGUUAAUACUUUAUCCAGGUAUUAUCACGUCGUACAAAUUCCCUACCGUUCAUUACCCCGAGCCUGCUGCUGCCUUCACAAACCCCCAUAUCCGUCCCCGUGUGUUCGAACUCCUCGACACCAUCGACCCAGACACAUUUGGCAUCCUCUGCGCUGUCCUUGCUAUGAUCCACCCUGACCGUUUCCAUGCCGCCUUCGAGAUCCUCGAGGGACUCCACAACGGGACUAUCUGGAGUGGCGACAAGUCUCUUCGCGAGGAAAUCAUGAAACGCUGGGGCUUCCCGUUCACAUGUGUCGGGUUCUUUUCCAAUCUCAAACAUCCAUAUUGGGAGAGGAGUGAUGUACUGAAAAAUGACCUGGCACUCUAUCUGUCCAUGGGAAGUACGUCUCUCACCUCGUUCACAGUCCCCGGUCUCCACCGAAAAUUCCACUUUGAUCCAGGUACGAUCUGUGUGGGAUUCCCCCAUGUUUUCCCGGUGUCUUGGAGCUCUAGCGAGGACGGCGACCAGCUCACAUUUGUAGGCUCAUUCAUGGAUCUGAGAUUCGCAACUUCACGCCUCGUUCGGAAUCCGCGCCCGAUGGGUACCCGUGAAUAUACAGCAUACGUAGACUACAUGAUUCGGAACGAGAGCCCGCCGUUGGAUUGA
This is a messenger RNA of Coprinopsis cinerea okayama7#130, 1206 nucleotides long. RefSeq lists its product as hypothetical. The record is from RefSeq and is a predicted model, not a curated record. The coding region runs from base 1 to 1206 and encodes 401 amino acids. NCBI's taxonomy places the organism in Eukaryota, Fungi, Basidiomycota, Agaricomycetes, Agaricales, Psathyrellaceae. The transcript is spliced from 4 exons.